AUGAAAGUAAAACGCCUCAAAAGAGCUUCCCGUGUCCUCACAUUCUUUCGUUACAAAUUUGGCUAUAUCCCUCCCUAUUCAAUUUUAUUGGAUGGAACAUUUUGUCAAGAAGCUUUAAAAUGUAAAAUUAAUUUGAGAGAACAAAUGCCCAAAUAUUUGAGAGACGAAGAUUUGGAAAUGUUUGUGACUGAAUGUGUGCUGAAUGAAUUGGAACAACUCGGAAAGCCUUUGUACGGCGCCCUUUGUAUUGCCCAACAAUUCAAAGUAGCCAAAUGCCCUCACCGCCCACUUCGUUCAGCUGCUGAUUGUAUAGCUCAUUUGGCUAGACGUUCACAAAAUUCGGAAAAGAAAAAAUUAAUUCAUUAUUUUGUUGCAACACAAGAUGCAGAAUUGCUACAAAAAUUGAGAAUAUUGGGAGGAAUUCCGUUAAUGUCAAUUCGUUAUAAUGCUAUUUUGUUGGAGAAGCCGUCAGAAGAAACCGAAAAACUAGCAGCAGCUGAAACAACAACAAAAAAUCAGCCUGAUGAAAUUCAAAAAAUUAAGCAAUUAAGGAAAAUAGAAUUGGGAGAAGGGGAAGAACCUAAACAUCGAAAAAGGAAAGCUAAGGGACCAAAUCCACUUUCUUGUAAAAAGAAGAAAAAAAUUAAAAAAAGAAAUUUGGAUGGAAGUGUUCCUGGGGCGUUUGGAAAGAGAAAAAAAGAGGGAGAAGAAGAAAUUGGUGCUAAUAAUAAUACGUAA
Molecule: messenger RNA, 738 nt
Organism: Meloidogyne enterolobii
Lineage: Eukaryota; Metazoa; Nematoda; Chromadorea; Rhabditida; Meloidogynidae
Source: the annotation of a GenBank genome assembly